UGACUGCGGGCGUCGGGCGAGCAGCACACUGACCUUUUCUUUGCUCCACUGAUCCAAAGCGCUAGCCAUGGGCUCCUACCACUACAGCUCCGCCUCCCACUUCUUCUUCCCCGCCGGCGAUCCCCACCCCAACGCCAUCCCCACCGCCCACAAGCCCGCGAAAACCGUGCGCAUCCCCGUCACCUCCCCUCCGCCCCCUAAAACGCCCCCGGACGCGGCGGCCGCCGCCGCCAGGAUCCAGGCGGCCUUCCGGGGCCACCUCGUCCGGCGCCACGUCGCGGCCGUGCGCUCCGCCGACCGCGAGGCGACGCGGCUCGAGCGGCUGCUCCGGCGGCAGGAGACCGUGGACGCCGUCCGCGGCGACGACCGCGAGCGCGCGCGCUUCUCCGAGGCGCUCAUGGCCGCGCUGCUCCGCCUCGACGCCGUCCCGGGCCGCGACCCGGCCGUGCGGGGCGCGCGCCGCGCCGUCAGCCGCCGCGUCGUCGGCCUCCAGGAGGUGUUCGACUCCAUCCUCGCCGCGCCCGAGGCGGACACGUACGGGGUGCCGGCCAGCCUCGACCAGGUCCUCGAAGGGAUCUGGGGCGUUCGGGGAGAGGCGCCGCUGCCCGCGGCGGCGCCCGCGGUGGAGGAGGAAGCGGAGGCGAGGACGAGCGGCACGUGCUGGGGCCGGUUCUUCGGGGUGCUCUAG
Molecule: messenger RNA, 688 nt
Organism: Lolium rigidum
Lineage: Eukaryota; Viridiplantae; Streptophyta; Magnoliopsida; Poales; Poaceae
Product: BAG family molecular chaperone regulator 5, mitochondrial
Exons: 1
Coding region: 68-688 (206 amino acids)
Biological process (GO): protein folding
Cellular component (GO): plasmodesma
Molecular function (GO): protein-folding chaperone binding
Source: RefSeq, a predicted model, not a curated record